Molecule: messenger RNA, 897 nt
Organism: Diplodia corticola
Lineage: Eukaryota; Fungi; Ascomycota; Dothideomycetes; Botryosphaeriales; Botryosphaeriaceae
Product: nucleolar essential protein 1
Exons: 3
Coding region: 1-897 (298 amino acids)
Biological process (GO): rRNA base methylation
Cellular component (GO): nucleolus; small-subunit processome
Molecular function (GO): rRNA (pseudouridine) methyltransferase activity; rRNA binding
Source: RefSeq, a predicted model, not a curated record
AUGGCCUCAUCAUCGUCCCAGGUUGACGGCGGAGUCAUGCUCGAGGAGCAGCAGCAGCAGCAGCAGCAGCAGCAGCAGCAAAUGGAGCAGCAAGAACAACAACAGGACCAGCAGCAGCCGAGCCCGCGCCUGGCGAAGCGCGGCACGAAGAGGAUCAGAACUCAGUCGCUUCCGCCUCCUGAUCUGCCGAAGCUUGUUGCAGAACAAGCCCAGCCCAUCCCCCACAGCGACAAGGACACCCAGCGCCUCAUUGUCGUGCUCUCAAAUGCCAGUCUCGAGACGUACAAGGCUUCGCACGGCGGACGCGCCGGUGUCGGCAAGGAAGACAAGUAUUCGCUUCUCAACAGCGACGAGCAUAUCGGUAUCAUGAGGAAGAUGGGCCGCGACAUCAGUGAUGCGCGUCCGGACAUCACCCAUCAGUGCUUGCUUACUCUUCUCGACUCGCCGAUCAACAAGGCUGGAAGGCUCCAGAUCUACAUCCACACAGCCAAGGGUGUCCUCAUUGAGGUUAGCCCUACCGUCCGCAUCCCCCGUACCUUCAAGCGGUUCGCUGGUUUGAUGGUGCAACUGUUGCACCGCCUGUCCAUCCGGUCCACCACGUCGCAGGAAAAGCUCCUCAAGGUUAUCAAGAACCCCAUCACCGAUCACCUCCCGCCGAACUGCCGCAAGGUCACGCUCAGUUUCGACGCGCCAGUUGUCAAGGUGCGCGAGUACAUUGAGGAUUUGGAUCCCAACCAAAGCGUCUGCGUCUUCAUUGGAGCCAUGGCCAAGGGCAAGGAUGACUUCGCCGACGACUUCAAGGACGACUCCAUCUCGAUCAGCAACUACAGUCUUAGUGCUAGUGUAGCAUGCUCCAAAUUCUGCCACGGUGCCGAGGAAGUUUGGAACGUCAUCUAA